UAUCCCUCCUCCUAUGUGUGCGGGGUUGUCUUACAUCAGCCCGAGCGCAGGCGCCACCGAGACGUUCAUGCAAGCCUGAUCUCCGCACUGGAAUACUCCUCUUUGGACAAAUGGUCUGAAAGAAUAAAACGAUCCAUUCCAUUUUUUUUGUGAUGAAGCGCCCGCGUGAUGCCCUCUUGUGGCUGCUGCUCCUCGUUUCCUCGCUCGCAUGCGUCAGCUCACAAGUCAACCCAGGUGUGUGUCGUUACCCCCUGGGUAUGUCCGGAGGACAGAUUCAGGAUGAGGACAUCUCCGCUUCCAGCCAGUGGUCUGAAUCCACUGCAGCUCGACAUGGCAGGUUGAACUUUGAAGAGGGUGACGGCGCCUGGUGUCCGGAGAUCACGGUGGAGCCCCACAAAGAGUUCCUGCAGAUCGACUUGCGCUCGUUGCACUUCAUCACCCUGGUGGGCACCCAGGGGCGCCACGCCGGCGGCAUCGGCAACGAGUUCGCCCAGGUGUACACGAUCAAGUACAGCCGAGAUGGCAGUCGUUGGAUCUCGUGGCGCAACCGGCAGGGCAAGCAGAAGAUUGAGGGGAACAGGAACGCCUACGAUAUCGUGCUGAAGGACUUGGAGCCCCCCAUUGUCGCUCGAUUUGUGCGCUUCAUGCCCGUCAUAGACAACUCCCAGAACGUCUGCAUGAGGGUCGAGCUGUACGGCUGCGAAUGGCUUGAUGGCCUGGUGUCGUACAACGCUCCAGUGGGCCAGCAGAUGAACUUACCCGAACACGCUGUCUACCUCAACGACUCAGUCUACGACGGCGCCGUCAUCUACAGCAUGACAGAGGGCUUGGGCCAGCUGACGGACGGCGUGUGCGGGCUGGACGAUUUCACGGAUAGCCACGUGUACAACGCGUGGCCCGGCUACGACUACGUGGGCUGGAGCAAUCAGAGCUUCCCCGGCGGAUACGUGGAGAUCAUGUUCGAGUUCGACCGCAUACGAAACUUCACAACAAUGAUGGUUCACUGCAACAACAUGUUCACGCACAACGUCAAGACCUUCCAGCAGGUGGUGUGCCACUUCCGCUCCGAGUCAGACUGGGAGGCCACUCCGCUUGCUUUCAGCCCCGCCGUGGACGACAAGGACCCCGGCGCACGCUUUGUCGCCGUCCCGCUGGCCAAUCACAUGGCCAGCGCCGUCAAGUGCCAGUUCUACUUUGCAGAUGUCUGGCUAUUGUUCAGCGAGAUCACCUUCCAGUCAGAUACGGCCAUGUAUAACACAACACUGAGUCCUCCAAAGACGGGACUGCCGCCCAUCAUCCAGCCAGAGGACGACCCAACCCACAAAGUGGAUGACAGUACCACACGCAUUCUGAUUGGCUGUCUUGUAGCCAUCAUCUUCAUCCUGGUGGCCAUCAUUGUCAUCAUCCUGUGGAGGCAGGUGUGGCAGAAGAUGUUGGAGAAGAGCGAGACCUUCGCCUACAAUCACAACCAGUCGAGCAGCACCACCAGUGAACAGGAGUCCAGCUCCACCUACGAGCGCAUCUUCCCUCUGGCUCCAGAUUACCAGGAGCCCUCGCGGCUCAUAUGCAAGCUGCCCGAGUUCACGCAGACCUCAGAGGAACCUGCCUCCAGCAGCACGAUGACGCAGGACGGCGUCCCUCACUACGCAGAGGCGGACAUCGUCAACCUGCAGGGCGUGACCGGAGGGAAUACGUACGCCAUCCCGGCACUCGCCAUGGACUUGCUUUCCGGAAAGGACGUCGCGGUGGAGGAGUUCCCGCGGAAACUGCUCACGUUCAAAGAGAAGCUCGGAGAGGGCCAGUUUGGAGAGGUGCAUCUAUGUGAGGCAGAGGGAAUGCAGGAGUUUAUGAAUAAAGAGUUUUUAUUUGACGUGCCAGAAGAGGCGACGGUUUUAGUAGCGGUCAAGAUGCUCCGGUCGGAUGCUAGCAAAAAUGCAAGGAACGACUUCCUGAAAGAGAUCAAGAUCAUGUCCCGCCUGAAGGACCCAAACAUCGUUCGCCUGCUGGCUGUGUGCAUCUACAGCGACCCCCUGUGCAUGAUCACAGAAUACAUGGAGAACGGAGACCUCAACCAGUUUUUGUCCCGCCACGAGCCGGAGGGACAGCUGGCGCUGCUCAGCAACGCGCCCACAGUCAGUCUGGGCAACCUGUGCUACAUGGCCGCCCAGAUAGCGUCGGGCAUGAAGUACCUGUCCUCGCUCAACUUUGUACAUCGAGACCUCGCCACACGGAACUGCCUGGUGGGCAAGAACUUCACCAUCAAGAUAGCCGACUUCGGCAUGAGCAGGAACCUUUACAGCGGCGAUUACUACCGCAUCCAGGGCCGUGCCGUGCUGCCCAUCCGCUGGAUGUCCUGGGAAAGCAUCCUGCUGGGCAAGUUCACCACAGCGAGCGACGUGUGGGCCUUUGCGGUCACCCUGUGGGAGAUCCUCAACUUCUGCAAAGAGCAGCCCUACUCUCAGCUCACAGACGAGCAGGUUAUCGAAAACACGGGGGAGUUCUUCCGAGAUCAGAAAAGACAGAUCUACCUUCCGCAGCCCGUGCUGUGCCCGGACUCGCUCUACAAGAUCAUGCUGGGCUGCUGGAGGAGGAACACCAAGGAAAGGCCGUCCUUCCAGGAAAUACACCGAGCCCUCCACGAACCACAACCUUAGGGCCACAUUUUAGGGAGUUGUUGAGACCGUGUGCCUGACACAAUCCAGGCUUAAGCUACUUUUUUUUUUUUUUUUUUGCGUGUCACCUGUGCGGCGGACAUGCAUGCUACGGACCGACCAGAGACGCUCGUCCAUAGAGUCUUAAAAACACAAAAAAAGCAAAAAGUUUUGCUACUCCAGUUUAACUGUAGCAAGUGACAUUCUGCACUUUUCAUGUUGUACGUUAAAAUAUGACGUUGAAAUGUCCCGUGCUGUCACAUUUUAGGGUGACCAAAGACUUUUUUGUGUGUGUGUGUGUGUGUGUGUCUGUUUAUUGUUCAAAAGACUGCUUGAAUGUAGCGGGGAUAAGUGCAGCAAAUUUCAAGUGUUUCAUCUCAGUCUCGUCGUUGAACAAGAAAGAAAGGUCAACUCAGUUACGCCUUUCUUUCUUUCUUUCUUUCUUUGCCUUGUAAAUAGCUGUUUUUGUUUUAACUACCAGUAUUUUGUACUUCUAUUUAUAUAUGUUGAUAUUUUGACCGUUUGUGUGUUUAAUAUGCUUCUUUUUUCAUAUUUGGAAUACUUCAUUUGAUUUAGGAUCUGAGCACAAGCGGGUAGGUGGAAGGAUCGUGCUGAUGUCGGGAAGUAAAGCCGUUGGAUAAAAGUAGACGCGUUGUCAUAGUAACAGGUUCCCAGGUGUGUUACAGUUGCUGAAAAGAGUUCUGCAUGUGUGUUGAAUUGUAAAACACUAAACAGGGUUGAGUUGGGUCAGAUGUAUUUCUGUAAACCAAACAAAGAGGUGUUUUUUGUACAGCAUUGUAAGUAAAAAUGUUUUAUAUACUGUACGUGUAAACAAACGUCCAUCGAGCUACAAAAAUAAAAAGAGAAAUUCUG
Syngnathoides biaculeatus (alligator pipefish) is the source of this 3524-nucleotide messenger RNA. RefSeq names its product discoidin domain-containing receptor 2-like. The coding region runs from base 153 to 2654 and encodes 833 amino acids. The transcript is spliced from 16 exons. Gene Ontology annotation, cellular component: membrane; signaling receptor complex. Gene Ontology annotation, molecular function: ATP binding; collagen binding; protein tyrosine kinase collagen receptor activity. Lineage: Eukaryota; Metazoa; Chordata; Actinopteri; Syngnathiformes; Syngnathidae. The record is from RefSeq and is a predicted model, not a curated record. Gene Ontology annotation, biological process: multicellular organism development; protein phosphorylation; positive regulation of kinase activity.